Octopus bimaculoides (California two-spot octopus) is the source of this 357-nucleotide messenger RNA. Its product is annotated as histone-lysine N-methyltransferase SETMAR-like. The record is from RefSeq and is a predicted model, not a curated record. Lineage: Eukaryota; Metazoa; Mollusca; Cephalopoda; Octopoda; Octopodidae.
AUGGAGAGCCCCGUAGAGAAAAACGAGCAUUUACGACACCUCCUCCUCUUUGCUUUCAACCAAGGCGCCAAGGCUACCAAAGCCGCUCGAGACAUCUGUGCCGUGUAUGGAGAGGGCACCAUUACUGAAAGAACUGCACAGAAAUGGUUUGCGCGCUUCAAGGAAGGCAAAUUUGAUCUCUCAGACUCUCCACGCUCUGGCCGACCCGUUCAGUUCGAUGAAGAACGAUUGCACCAACUCAUCCAUGAAGAUCCACGCCAAUCCACGAGGCAGUUGGCCCAGCAAAUGGGAUGCUCACACGACAGCAUUGCUCGCCAUCUUCACUCGAUGGUUAAGAUCCCAAAAAUAGAAAAAUAG